CCUGGAUGCCCUCGAAAUUGGCGCCACUUCCCUCCCGUGCUCCUCCCCUCGCCUGGGCUCUCGUCCCAUCCCUGCCCGAACCCUAACCUCAGAUGUCGCUUCCUGCGUGAGAGGGCGCUGACGCGGCAGCAGCAUUGAAGGGGGUUUCGUCGUCGUCAGCGGCGACAGAUGUAUAAGCAGGGAUCGGCCGGAGGGGCGGGGCUGGACCGGAAGCGCAUCAGCGAAGCGCUCGAUAAGCACCUGGAGAAGGCGGCCGCGUCGCCCUCCACGUCGAGAGGCUCGGCGGGUGCCCGAGGUAACCGCAACCGCGUCGUAGUGCCGUCCUCCAUCCCCAAGGGCCGCUGCUCCGAAGGGGAGUCAGAGUCGGACAGUGAAGCAUCAGAUGUUGGUGGCUCUGAUGGAGAAGAUACCUCAUGGAUUUCAUGGUAUUGCAACCUAAGAGGGAAUGAGUUCUUCUGUGAAGUCGAUGAUGAUUACAUUCAAGAUGACUUCAAUCUUUGUGGGCUUAGCAGUCAAGUUCCAUAUUAUGAUUAUGCUCUUGAUCUCAUUUUAGAUAUCGAGUCUUCCCAUGGUGAUAUUUUCACAGAAGAACAAAAUGAGCUAGUGGAAUCAGCUGCUGAGAUGUUGUAUGGGCUGAUUCAUGCACGAUACAUUCUGACCAGUAAAGGGUUGGCUGCUAUGCUGGAGAAAUACAAGAACUACGACUUUGGACGAUGUCCACGUGUUUAUUGCUGUGGACAACCAUGCCUACCAAUUGGACAAUCAGAUAUUCACCGAUCUAGUACAGUGAAGAUAUACUGUCCUAAGUGCGAAGACAUCUACUAUCCACGUUCUAAAUACCAAGGCAGUAUCCUAACCACUCUCUUAUUAUACUGUCUCAAAUUGAUAUUGACGGAGCCUACUAUGGGACAACAUUUCCUCACCUUUUUCUGAUGACGUACGAUCACCUCAAGCCCCAAAAGACCUCGCAGCGCUAUGUUCCUCGUGUAUUUGGCUUCAAGCUCCACAAGCCAUGACGUGGAGGUGAAGGAAAAGAUAAGAGGCCCCGGAAGACUACUGUAAGACUGCAAUCGCCAGCUGGCAGCCCGAUCAUGCAUGUUGCGGUGAUGCUGCCCACCCAUAUUGUGUGCCCUGCCAAGUCUACUCAUCAACAUUGAAAUGUUGGUAUAAAAGAAGACAUGAGACGAUGUUGUAACCUUAUUCCAGCUCUACUGGCUAUUAAAUCUGGACCUCUGUUUCCAAAACCAGCGGCUAUCGAGAAAUCAAAGUUAUGCUCGAAA
Messenger RNA from Hordeum vulgare subsp. vulgare (domesticated barley), 1280 nucleotides. RefSeq names its product putative casein kinase II subunit beta-4. The transcript has 5 exons. The record is from RefSeq and is a predicted model, not a curated record. Bases 169 to 933 code for a protein of 254 amino acids. Gene Ontology annotation, molecular function: protein kinase regulator activity. NCBI's taxonomy places the organism in Eukaryota, Viridiplantae, Streptophyta, Magnoliopsida, Poales, Poaceae. Gene Ontology annotation, cellular component: cytoplasm; protein kinase CK2 complex.